AUGCCGGUCACUGGGAAGACUUUCCGCCGGCGCCGGGCCGACUCGGAGUCGGAGGAAGAUGAGCAGGGCUCAGAAGAGGUUCGAUUGAAACUGGAGGAGACCCGAGAGGUGCAGAACUUGAGGAAGAGGCCCAACGGAGUGAGUGCUGUGGCCCUGCUGGUGGGCGAGAAGGUACAAGAGGAGACCACUCUGGUGGACGACCCCUUCCAGAUGAAGACCGGAGGCAUGGUGGACAUGAAGAAGCUGAAGGAAAGGGGCAAGGACAAGAUCAGCGAAGAGGAAGACCUUCACCUGGGGACAUCGUUCUCGGCAGAAACCAACCGGAGGGACGAGGACGCCGACAUGAUGAAGUACAUUGAGACGGAGCUGAAGAAGAGGAAAGGGAUCGUGGAGCACGAAGAGCAGAAAGUAAAGCCCAAGAACGCAGAGGACUGUCUCUACGAGCUUCCGGAAAACAUCCGAGUCUCCUCAGCAAAGAAGACCGAGGAGAUGCUUUCCAACCAGAUGCUGAGCGGCAUCCCCGAGGUGGACCUGGGCAUCGACGCUAAAAUAAAAAACAUCAUCUCCACGGAGGAUGCCAAGGCCCGCCUGCUGGCAGAGCAGCAGAACAAGAAGAAAGACAGCGAGACAUCCUUUGUGCCCACCAACAUGGCGGUGAAUUACGUGCAGCACAACCGAUUUUAUCACGAGGAGCUCAACGCCCCCAUUCGGAGGAACAAGGAAGAGCCCAAAGCCCGGCCCUUGCGAGUGGGCGACACCGAGAAGCCCGAGCCUGACCGGUCCCCCCCAAACCGCAAGCGUCCUGCUAACGAGAAGGCCACCGAUGACUAUCAUUAUGAGAAGUUCAAGAAGAUGAACAGACGGUAUUGA
Messenger RNA from Pipistrellus nathusii (Nathusius's pipistrelle), 870 nucleotides. The record is from the annotation of a GenBank genome assembly. NCBI's taxonomy places the organism in Eukaryota, Metazoa, Chordata, Mammalia, Chiroptera, Vespertilionidae.